Molecule: messenger RNA, 4749 nt
Organism: Durio zibethinus
Lineage: Eukaryota; Viridiplantae; Streptophyta; Magnoliopsida; Malvales; Malvaceae
Gene: NRB4
Product: mediator of RNA polymerase II transcription subunit 15a-like protein
Biological process (GO): regulation of DNA-templated transcription
Molecular function (GO): transcription coactivator activity; chromatin DNA binding
Source: RefSeq, a predicted model, not a curated record
AUUGCCAUUCACUACGAUCCAGCACAUGACUUUCUUUCCCUUCUUCCCGUCUAAGCUUCUUGUUUCUCUUUCUUUUCUCUUACUUUCUUUUCAACCAAACAAAUAAAUUUCAGUUGGUUUUCCUCCUUUUAUUUUCUUCUAAUAAUAUUUAUUUGUACGUGAGAGUUAGGUAUUUUUCCAAUUAUGCCAAAAAGAAACAAAAAAGAAAUUUUAUAAUUUAUUCUCUGUAUAAUCAAAGGUAAUCUGAGGCGUGGGUUUAAUUCAAUCUGGGAUUUGGUAUUUGAAAAAAAAAAUUCUUGAGGAAUUGUCGAAGCGGAUCUCUCUUAGGAGCUCUUCGUUGAGAAUUUGAUGGAUACCAAUAACUGGAGGCCUACUCCUGCCAGUGGAGAGCCCACCAUGGAUACAGGUGAAUGGAGAACCCAGUUGCAGCCUGAUUCACGACAAAGAAUUGUCAACAAGAUAAUGGACACAUUGAAGAGGCACCUUCCAUUUUCUGGCCAAGAGGGUUUAAAUGAACUCAGGAAAAUCGCAGUAAGGUUCGAGGAAAAGAUUUUUACAGCAGCAAACAGCCAGUCUGAUUAUCUAAGGAGAAUAUCCUUGAAGAUGCUUACUAUGGAGAACAAGUCUCAGAAUACUAUACCCAACACUGGGAAUAACAGCAAGGCCCCUGAUCCAGGUUCUCAGGGCAUGCAAAACCAAGUUCACAGUCAAGGGCAAUCAAUUCCUAUCCCAUUACAAAGUAAUCAGUCUCAAGCACGUCAACAACUGUUAUCCCAGAGUGUUCCAAAUAACAUGUCAUCUGCUGGAGUUCAAAGUUCUACUGGUUUACAAUCUGGGAUGCCUUCCGUCUCUGGUCUAACCCAGAAUUCUAUACCUAAUGUUGUUGGCCAGAAUUCCAACAUGCAAAACUUGUCUGGAAUUUCACAGAACUCACUGGGGCAAGGGAUAUCUUCCAAUAUUUUUACUAAUCAGCAGGGGCAAAUGCAAGGAAGGCAACAGGUGCUACCACAACAGCAGCAGCAGCAGCAACUAUACCAUCAGCAGUUACAACACCAACUUUUAAAGCAAAAGAUUCAACAAGGAAAUAUCCAGCCCUCACUUAUGCAGUCUCACAUGCCGCAACAGCAACAGCAAAACCUGUUACCAUCUACUCAGUUGCAAUCUUCCCAGCAAUCUAGUAUGCAAACAUCAUCUGUUAUGCAGCCAUCUGCCAUGCAAUCAACUCCUCUUACUGGUCUUCAAAAGAAUCAACAAUCUUCUCUACAACAGUCAGUCCUUAGACAGCAGCAACAGCCACAAGUGGCCACCAGUGCUGGUAUUCUUCAACAACAAACAGCAAUGACACAGCAGUCAAUGAUGCCUCAGCAGCAACAACAGCCUCCACAGCCACAGCAGCAGCCACACAUAAUGGGACAACAGACAAAUGCUGCAAAUAUACAGCAGAAUCAGUUAAUUGGACAACAAAAUAGCAUUGCGGACAUGCAGCAGCAGAGAUUGCUAGGCCAGCCUAAUAAUCUUCCAAACCUGCAGCAGCAGCAGCAGCAGCAGCAGUUAAUGGCUCAACAAAACCUCUCAAAUAUCCAUCAGCAACAGUUGGGUCCACAAAGUAAUAUUUCAGGAUUACAGCAACAGCAGCAGCAGCAACAACAAUUGAUUGGAACCCAGUCGGGUAACUCAAGCAUGCAAACUCAUCAGCAAUCUUUACACAUGCUACCUCAGCCUAAGGUUUCACUCCAACAAACGCAGCAGAGUGCACCUAAUUUGUUAGCAACUCAAGGACAGACAUCCCAGCAGCUGCAGCAGCAACAGCAACUGAUGUCACAGAUGCAAUCACAGACUACUCCGCUGCAGCAACAAUUGGGUUUGCAACAGCAGCCCAAUCAAUUACACCAAAAUAUGCAGCCUAGGCUUCAAGCAUCAGGUCAAGUAUCAAGUUCCUUGCUUCGAUCACAAAAUUUGAUAGAUCAGCAAAAGCAAUUGUAUCAAUCACGCAGAGCUGUUCCAGAGACAUCAUCGAAUUCCACAGCUCAAACAGGACAUGCAAAUGGGGGUGAUUGGCAAGAAGAGGUCUAUCAGAAGAUCAAGACCAUGAAGGAGACAUACUUACCUGAAUUAAAUGAGAUGUACCAGAAAAUUGCUGCCAAGUUGCAGCAGCAUGAUUCUCUUCCACAGCAGCCAAAGUCAGAGCAGCUUGAAAAGUUGAAAAUGUUCAAGAGCAUGUUGGAGCACAUCAUAGCUUUCUUAUCAGUUACCAAAACCGGUAUCUUACCCACUUUCAAGGAUAAGUUGAGUUUGUAUGAGAAGCGGAUAAUAAAUUUUUUAAGUACCAAUAGGCCAAGGAAGGCAGUCCCAGCACUGCAGCAAGGGCAGCUUCCUCCACCUCAUAUGCAUUCCAUGCCACAGCCUCAACCUCAAAUUAAUCAGACACAGUCUCAUGAUAAUCAAAUGAACCCUCAGCUGCAGUCAAUGAAUUUACAAGGUUCUGUUCCAACAAUGCAGCCGAACAACAUGACAAGUUUGCAGCAUAAUUCUGUGUCUUCUUUACCUGGGGUUGCAACAGCGCAGCAGACCCUGUUAAAUUCAAUGCAGCCCGGUUCCAAUUUGGAUGCAGGACAAGGUAAUGCCCUAGGCUCAAUGCAGCAGGCUGCUGCAGGACCUCUACAACAGAAUCCUGUGAGUACCUCCCAACAGGCAAAUCUUAACAAUUUAUCUUCACAAAGUGGGUUAAGUGUCCUGCCACAAAACAUGAAUCCUCUUCAGUCAAAUCCCAACAUGCUUCAGCACCCACAUUUGAAACAACAGCAGGAACAGCAAAUGUUGCAGUCACAAAAGUACAAACAACAGUUUCAACAGCGCCAGAUGCAGCACCAAUAUAUGCAGCAGAAGCAGCAGCAGCUACUGCAACACCAACAGCAACAACAGCAGCAGCAGCAGCAGCAGCAGGUGCACCAGCAAGCAAAGCAACAGCUGUCCACUCAAUUGCAGACACACCAGAUGCCACAGCUACAUCAGAUGAAUGAUGUGAAUGAUAUGAGGCAGGGGAUGGGAGUUAAGCCAGGUGUAUUUCAGCAACAUCUCUCUGCAGGCCAGCGUCAAUCUUAUACCCAUCAACAGUUGAAACCAGGUGCUCAAUAUCCUAUUUCUUCACCUCAGCUCCUUCAGGCUGCAUCUCCUCAGAUGCCUCAGCAUUCAUCCCCACAGGUUGAUCAGCAAAGCCUGCUAACAUCUAUCUCAAAAACUGGAACCCCUUUGCAAUCUGCAAGCUCACCUUUUGUUGUUCCUUCACCUUCAACUCCCUUGGCUCCAUCACCUAUGCCUGGGGAAUCUGAAAAACCUGUUCCAGGCACUUCCUCUCUCUCAAAUGUUGCUAACAUUGGACAUCAACAAGGAACUGGUGUUCAAGCUGGCUCCCAAUCCCUUGCAAUUGGCACUCCUGGGAUAUCAGCCUCACCUUUGCUUGCAGAGUUUACUGGUGUUGAUGGAACUCAUGCCAAUGCUAUGACAACUGUUUCUAGCAAGUCAAACAUUACAGAGCAGCCUCUUGAACGUUUAAUGAAGGCGGUGAAAUCCAUGUCACCUAUAGCAUUGGGUGCAUCUGUAAGUGACAUUAGCUCAGUUGUCAGCAUGACUGACAGGAUAGCAGGGUCAGCGCCAGGUAAUGGGUCUAGAGCUGCAGUUGGUGAGGAUCUGGUUGCCAUGACAAAGUGCCGUUUGCAAGCAAGAAAUUUUAUGACUCAAGAUGGAAUGAGUGGGACAAGGAAAAUGAGGCGCUACACUAGUGCCAUGCCCCUAACUGUUGCAUCUUCUGCAGGCAGCAUAAAUGAUAGUUUCAAACAGUUAACUGGUUCAGAGACAUCUGACUUGGAGUCAACUGCAACAUCUAGUGUCAUGAGGCCAAGAAUUGAGGCUAAUCAUGCGCUUUUGGAAGAAAUAAGGGAAAUAAACCAACGACUUAUAGACACAGUGGUUGAUAUCAGUGAUGAAGAUGUUGAUCCAGGUGCGGUAGCAGCAACUACUGAAGGGGGUGAAGGAACCAUUGUCAAGUGCUCUUUCAAUGCUGUGGCUCUCAGUUCAAACUUGAAAUCACAGUACAUGUCAGCACAAAUGUCACCAAUUCAGCCCUUGCGCUUGCUAGUCCCCACAAAUUAUCCAAAUUGUUCCCCAAUCCUAUUAGACAAGUUUCCAGUUGAAGUCAGUAAGGAGUACGAAGACCUUUCAGUGAAAGCAAAGUCAAGGUUUAGUAUAUCACUGCGGACCCUUUCACAGCCUAUGUCACUUCGUGAGAUAGCAAGGACUUGGGAUGUGUGUGCCCGCGCUGUUCUUGCUGAGCAUGCACAACAGAGUGGUGGAGGCAGCUUUAGUUCAAAAUAUGGAACUUGGGAGAACUGGUUGAGUGCUGCAUAGCCAUCUUUGCGGACUCAAAUCAAAAGCGUAAACUUGAGUCGUUUUGAUGAUUAAUGACGAGAAUUUGCCACAGCUUCUAUCUUGAGAACUGAAUAAGUAGUUUUCGGAUGCAUUGAUCGGCAAUCAAGUCCAUUCAAGGAAGCAGCCUCUGGUGAUGUUUGUCAACUUAAGAAACCUCCCGAGGUUGGUGCAUAACUUCUGUCAUUAGAUAAUUAUCCGUUGCUUGUAUGGGUCGAAACAUGAAGCAUUGUGAUCAACUUUGCCAUAUAUUCUGUUUAUAACCAUGCUGCGUUGUGUUUGUUCUCUUUGGUUAAUAAAUUAAACGAUGCAGAAUCCUUAACAAUA